Molecule: messenger RNA, 1281 nt
Organism: Rhizophagus irregularis DAOM 181602=DAOM 197198
Lineage: Eukaryota; Fungi; Glomeromycota; Glomeromycetes; Glomerales; Glomeraceae
Biological process (GO): protein modification process
Cellular component (GO): P-body
Source: RefSeq, a predicted model, not a curated record
AUGAAAGAAAUAGCGAUAGUAGGAAUUCAAGAUGAUUAUACUCGAAAUAUAAUAAUUAAAUCACUUAAAACAAUUCUUCCCAAUUUACAAAUCUUAGAAUUUCCUCGAUCUACUGGAUCUUCCUUAAUAUCAAGUUCAAAAAUAUUAUUUUGGUUGGAAUAUGAAGAUAUAGAAUUUGAUCAAGUAAUGUCAAAUAAACAAACACAAAUGAUUAAUACAUAUUGUAUAAGGAAAGGAUUAAUUCGUAAAGCAAAUUUAAAUUAUAAUAUACAAAAAUAUAUAAGCAAAAAUCCAAAUAGUAUCCUAAAAAAAUCUACACCUGAAACAUGGUUUUUUGAAGUUAUACAUAUAGAUUAUUUAGAUGAAGCAUUAGAAGAAAUUUUUGAAGUUGUACAAGAAUGUAAAGAAAAUGAUGAAAGGAUCGAAGAAGAAAAAGUCAAAUUCAUUUUAAAACCUAGCUUAGGUAAUAAAGGUGCCGAAAUUAAGAUUUUUUAUAGUAUCGAACAAUUAAGAAAUGUUUUUGAAGGAAAUAAAACUUUAGAUGAUAAAGAAGAUCAUGAAGAAGAUGAAGAUGAAGAAAAGGAAGUAGAAGUAGAAGAAGCAGAAGUAGAAAUAGAAGAAGUAGAUGAUGAUGAUGAUGAAAGCAUGUUUCAUAUAAGAGAAUGGGUUAUUCAAAGAUAUAUAUCAAAUCCACUUUUAAUUAAUAAUAGAAAAUUUCAUAUCCGUUCUUAUAUUUUGGCAAUAUCAAAUUUACGAGUUUAUCUUUAUAAAGAAAUGUUGGCUCUUUUCGCAUUAAAUUCAUAUUCACCCACUGAUAUUAAUAAUUCCCUAUCACAUUUAACAAAUACUUGUUUACAAGUUAAUGAAAAUUCUUUUAAAGAAUCAAAUCAAGUAAAAUUAUUUUGGGAUUUAUCAUCAGAAGAAGGAAUUAACGUAAAUGAUUUGGAAAUAAUUUUUGAUCAAAUUAAAUUAAUUUUAAAUGAUUGUUUUGAAUCUGUUUCAAAUGAAGUGAUUCAAUUUAUGCCGUUGGAAAAUGCUUUUGAAUUAUUUGGUUUCGAUUUUUUGGUCGAUCAACAUAAAAAUGUCUAUUUUUUAGAAGCAAAUUCCUUUCCAGAUUUUAAACAAACAGGUGAUCGUCUAUCUCAUGUGAUUUCAUCCCUAUUCGAAGGUACCAUAAAAUUAGCUGUUGCUCCUUUCUUUAAGGAUGAAAAGAUUAGUAGUGAUAAUGAAGAUUCAAAUUUUUGCUUAAUAUUUAAUAAAUAUAAUAAAUAUAAGAAAUAA